This is a messenger RNA of Trichomonas vaginalis G3, 1122 nucleotides long. Its product is annotated as glycoprotein 38 family. The record is from RefSeq and is a predicted model, not a curated record. The transcript has a single exon. Bases 1 to 1122 code for a protein of 373 amino acids. Lineage: Eukaryota; Parabasalia; Trichomonadida; Trichomonadidae.
AUGAAUACUACAAAUAUACGUGUGAAUCUGAAAUUGGAUUAUAAUUAUCGUUCUAAUUACACAAUCAAAUAUGUAGUAUCUACUAGCAAAGUUUCUGCAAGAUCCAGCUUCACAAAACUACAAGAAAAAGCUACAGAAACAGAGCAGCAAUUAGAUAUUAGUCAUGAUUCAAAACCCGGACAUUAUUACAUUGGAAUUAAACUAGAAUUUGAAAAUGAUGAAAACCAAGAACCUUUUGUUUCAAAAGAAAUCGACUUUGAGAAAUCAUUGUCUGCAUUAUCAAUUGGUCGCCGAACAUUGACUGAUGGCGGUUACUCGGCUAAGCAAGGCUACACAGUAAUACUCCAGCCAAUGGCUGAAAAUUCAAAUACUCAUGUAUACGCAAAGUUCGGAAAUAAUCAGUUCACAUUUUUCAAGAAUAAUACUAUUGGCAUUAAUUUCAACGAAAGUGGUGUCAUUUAUGUCAAUGGUAGUGCUAAUAUUAACUGUAUUGUCAUGUCAAUAUCCAGUAUUAAGAACGAUGAUUCUGUAAUUAUGAUUGGAAAUGGCGAAUUUAGUGCUGGAAAUAUGGAAAAUGUUGAUUUUAAUAUGGAAAGUGCUAAAAAUUAUUUAUUUGUUCUUUCAUCAUUUGAUGGAAAAGGCCAAUCAUCUUUGGAUGGAGAUAUCGAUGAAGACGCAUUGGAACUCGUAAGAUACAAUGCAGAUGGUACAAAAAUAGUUAAUUCACAGCCAUCAAGAAAGUUAUUGGCUGGUUCUUCACAGCCAGACAAUAUUGACAUUUAUUCAAUGAAAAAUUAUAAUGAUGAAUACAAGUUCAGUUAUAAUUUCAAAACAACAAAUUCAAAUGAUAAAGAAAGAAUCAUAAUUAAUUCGAAAUUCGGAACCCAUAAUAUGGCUUCAGAACCUGAUGCAGUCAAAGUACAAGAAUCAUCUCCUACACCAGGCAACAAAGGUGGUAAUACAGCACUCAUUGCUGCAGUCGUGGCGGUAAUAGUUAUUAUCGUAAUUGUUUGUGUUAUCGUCUUCUUUGUGAUGAAAAAGAAGAAACAGGCAAAAAGAAAUGACUCAGAAGAAGGAGAUGUUCAUGAAGACGAGUCAUUCGAUAGAGCCAAUGCAGUUUAA